AGUGUUGAUGUGGACUACUGGGGAACAACAUUUCUUCAUUCCGUUAUCAGUAAUCCCCAAGGGAAGUCUACCAAACUGUUUCCUGGUUGCUCUCAUUUCUAAAUUUUGAGCUGGUGACUAGAGUUACUUAUAAGGUUUGCUUCUGCGAAUUUAGUGUUUAAAGCCAGCAAUACAUCACCUGUACUAAAGGGAUUAAGUUAACUUAAAUGUGGAGCUGCAGUUUUGGAACUAGAGUGGCAGGAUGCCCUCCCUGAACCUUUGAUUCUAGACCAAAAUUGAAACAAUGGUUGACCUUACCGACCUAAUGGAUGAUGAAGUAUUCAGGGCUUUUGCCUCCUAUGCAACAAUUAUUAUUUCAAAAAUGAUGCUUAUGAGUGCUACAACUGCGUUCUAUAGAAUGACAAGAAAGGUUUUUGCCAACCCAGAAGACUGUGCAACACUUGGCAAAGGAGAAAACGCCAAGAAGUAUCUUCGAACAGAUGACAGAGUCGAACGUGUACGCAGAGCCCACCUGAAUGACCUUGAAAAUAUUGUUCCAUUUCUUGGAAUUGGCCUUCUGUAUUCCCUGAGUGGUCCUGACCCCUCCACAGCCAUCCUGCACUUCAGAGUCUUUGUCGGAGCACGGAUCUACCACACCAUUGCGUAUCUGACACCCCUUCCCCAGCCAAACAGAGCUUUGGGCUUUCUUGUUGGAUAUGCAGUUACUCUUUCCAUGGCUUACAGGUUGCUGAAAAGUAGAUUGUAUCUGUAAAGAGAAUCAUACAACUCAUCGUCCAGUUGGUUUCUUAAGAAUUCUCUACUUCCAAUACUUCCUUAGGUUUUAGGUAAGAGAGAAGCAGAGGAAUUAUGAACUGGGGUAAACCCAUUUUGAAUAUUAGCAUUGCUAGUAUCCUGUACUCUUGAUUUACAUUUGGAUUAGAAAUUUAACAUCAUAAUUCUUACGUCUUUUGUCUGGUUUUUAAAGUACUUUCUUAUACAUUUUAAUCAUGUUAUGAUUUGUGACAUUCACUCAACGCCGCACUUUUGAAUCUAUAAAAUAAUCACAUAUAUGAGAAACAUUUCAAUACUGCUGAAACGGAAAUAUGAAAUAAAAAAUUUAGAGAAUGA
Molecule: messenger RNA, 1107 nt
Organism: Saimiri boliviensis boliviensis (Bolivian squirrel monkey)
Lineage: Eukaryota; Metazoa; Chordata; Mammalia; Primates; Cebidae
Gene: MGST1
Product: microsomal glutathione S-transferase 1
Cellular component (GO): mitochondrion; membrane
Molecular function (GO): glutathione transferase activity
Source: RefSeq, a predicted model, not a curated record